Molecule: messenger RNA, 249 nt
Organism: Paramecium octaurelia
Lineage: Eukaryota; Ciliophora; Oligohymenophorea; Peniculida; Parameciidae
Source: the annotation of a GenBank genome assembly
AUGUAGAAAUUAUCAAUUGAAAGGAUGCUAACUAUUUAACUAUGUAGAAAUGCUAACAAAUAGAAAUAACAAUUAUUAAGAAGUGAGUACCUUUAAAAUUAUUAAAUUAUUUAAGCUUAAUCAAUUUUAAGGAGUCAUAAAUAAAUUGACUAUAUAUGUUGUUUUUAUUUGUAAUUUGGUAUUUAAUUUCUAAUGGUAUCAAAGAGGGACUAUUCAAUCAUGCUAAUAAUAUUAUUGAUACUUGAGUGA